Messenger RNA from Hydra vulgaris (swiftwater hydra), 1373 nucleotides. Lineage: Eukaryota; Metazoa; Cnidaria; Hydrozoa; Anthoathecata; Hydridae. The record is from RefSeq and is a predicted model, not a curated record.
GCUUUAAAGCCGUAAAGCUAAAUGAUAUGAAUUCAUCAUAUUACGUACUUUAUUGUUCUCGGAUCUUUCUGUGUGUACAAAUCAAUGGAUUGCUUUAUUUGGUUAUUUGUAUUAAUUUAAUUUUGUCUGUUCCAAUUGUUUUGGUAAAUACCUACAUUGUUGGAAUAACCUAUUACUGUCGGAAUAUGCACAACCCAGCAAACAUUUUAUUAGCUGUUACGUCAUUCUGUGAUUUAUUAGUUGGAACCUUCUCAAUUUUUCCGUGGGAAACGGUCUAUAUAAUGUCAACUUUACAUUCCCAUAAUUGCAGCUUAUUUUUAUUUGCAAAUUUUACAUCUUAUUCAUUUGGAAUAUUAUCAUUCUUAUUAGUUUGCUUAGGCUCAAUUGAUCGGUAUAUUGCCGUUUUCCAACCAUUUUUCUACCAAAAAUACAUUCAUAACAACCCACGCCUCUACGUAAAAUUGGUCUGUAUUAUUGCUGUUUUUGUUUUUUUAUUAACAGGAUUGAGCUUUUUAACUGAAAAUAGAAAACUAAUUGAGUUAGUUAUAAUUUAUUUUAUUCCAAUUUUAAUAAUGGUUGUUUUAUAUAUCCAUACGAAACUGCAUAACAGAGUAAAAAUGAUUCGACGAAUAAUUUCAACACAAAAUCCUAAAACAAAUUUUUCAGAUGAAAAUGAAAACAACUUCGAUAAAAAUAAAAAUAGACAAGAAAAAAAGCGUAGUAACUUAGUUUUGGGGAAAAAAGUCAAUAAAAAUUUGAAAAUAAAUAAUAUAACCCUGAUGAUAUAUUUAUCGACUUGCAUUGCGUAUUUACCAUACAUUUCAUUACUUUGUUUAUGGCAUUUUAAAAGCGUAAGUUAUUAUUGGCAAUGGACUUAUAUCUUUUACCGGUGGGGACAAACACUUACUCUAACCAAAUCUUUAACAAAUCCUGCGAUUUACUUUUAUCGGUCUAAAAUACUACGUAAAAGUUUUCGUAGAAGUCGUAUCAGACAGUCUGAGUCAAUUAAAAAUAAAGUUAACCAACCAGAACGCGGUAUGCAGCCGAAUCACAAUAAAGUUAGCCAACAAGGAAGUGAUAUGCAGACGAAUCAUAUUAAAGUUAUCUAAACAGAACGCGGAAUGCAGGCGAAUCACAAUGCGAAUUUACAAAAAAAUCUAAAUAAAAGUUGAAAGGAUAAAUUCAAGUAGAAAACGCUUUGAAUUAAAAACAGUGAUGUAAUACGUUUUACCAUAAAAGUAUUCUAUUUUCUAAUCUUUGCAGCGCUAUUAAAUUCAAUUUAAAAGUAAAUAUACUUUUAAACAAUUUUUCUUUGUUAUAAUUGCGUUUGGUCUUAAGGAGAGUUUAAUUUAGGUAUGAUAUAUGCAUGCUAU